Messenger RNA from Electrophorus electricus (electric eel), 2561 nucleotides. It is a transcript of the gene egln1b, whose product is annotated as egl-9 family hypoxia-inducible factor 1b. Gene Ontology annotation, molecular function: peptidyl-proline 4-dioxygenase activity; ferrous iron binding; L-ascorbic acid binding. Gene Ontology annotation, biological process: peptidyl-proline hydroxylation to 4-hydroxy-L-proline; cellular response to hypoxia. Gene Ontology annotation, cellular component: nucleus; cytoplasm. NCBI's taxonomy places the organism in Eukaryota, Metazoa, Chordata, Actinopteri, Gymnotiformes, Gymnotidae. The record is from RefSeq and is a predicted model, not a curated record.
GACGUCACGGGGCUGGGCCGAGGCGGACGUGUGGGGAGUUAUGAGAAGAGAGGAACGCCGGCGCCAUGUGUCCGCGCAGGGCGAGCAGCGAAACCUGUGGGAACUCGCUGGAAAAAAAUAAAUAAUGAAAAGGCAGAAACGCCAGGGUCACUUAUUUUUUUUUUACUUUUUAAAACUCCGGUGAAAAGGUCCCUCGGGGCGACUGCGAUGAAAUCGAGCGCCAAGCGUGAGGAAACGCCGUCAACUUGGAUUUCGCUUUCCCGACUUUCAAACUUGCGUGGUGUGGCGAGGAGGGCGCAGCGGAGGAUCUAGGGCCCGGUGGUCUGCCGCGCCAUGGAGAGGCAUCUGGGAGAGGGUGCCACGGCCGAUCUGGACCGAGACCGGCAGUAUUGCGAGCUGUGCGGGAAGAUGGAGAACCUGAUGAAGUGUGGCCGAUGCCGCAGCUCUUUCUACUGCAGCAAGGAGCACCAGAGGCAGGACUGGAAGAAACACAAGCAGGUCUGCAGAGAGGCCGAAAAAACCCCGCGCCCACCGCCGACGGACCCGCCGCAGAGUGGCCGAGACAACGCCAGGAAGGACGCGGAGGCGCAGCGGAUACUCCGCAAGAACAGCGAGAAAACAAGCCCCACGGCCCCGCGCAGAUCCGCUCCGGCGGGGCUCGCCGCACCGCCGUCGGACGCAGGAGGCACGAAAGACUUGAUCAAGCCUAUGCCUGACGCUAAAAAUGUAUGUGACAACGUGAAAACCGGGGACGGCAUUUCUGACAAAAAAGCAAACGGACAAACGCGAUCCUCCCCACAAAAACUGGCCACCGAUUAUAUCGUACCGUGCAUGAACAAGCAUGGCAUAUGCGUUGUGGACAACUUCCUCGGAGAGGACCUUGGGCUCCGUAUCGUGGAAGAGGUCCGUGCCCUGUAUUUAACCGGGGAGUUUACCGAUGGACAGUUGGUCAGUCAAAGAAGUGAUUCCACUAAAGACAUAAGAGGCGAUGAGAUCACUUGGAUCGAGGGGAAAGAGCCUGGAUGCGAGAUGAUUGCGGUUCUGUUGAGUCGCAUGGACGAUCUUGUCCGACACUGUAAUGGUAAACUGGGCAACUACAGAAUAAACGGAAGGACGAAAGCAAUGGUGGCUUGUUACCCUGGUAACGGCACUGGAUAUGUGCGGCAUGUGGACAAUCCUAAUGGCGACGGAAGAUGCGUCACAUGCAUUUAUUACUUAAAUAAAGGCUGGAAUGCCAAGGAACAUGGUGGCGUUUUAAGAAUCUUUCCAGAAGGCAAAGCCCAGUUUGCUGACAUUGAGCCUCUGUUAGACAGACUUCUUUUCUUUUGGUCUGACAGACGGAACCCACAUGAGGUCCAGCCUGCCUACACCACCCGGUAUGCUAUUACUGUAUGGUAUUUUGAUGCUGAAGAACGUGCUCGGGCUAAAGAGAAGUACUUAACCAGUGCUGGAGAAAAGGGCGUGAAGGUGGAUUUGAACAAGCCAUCUGAGCCAAGCUAACAGAAGAUGAGUGGGAAAACCCACCUGACGGAUGAGGAGUGGACAAACCUACCUAAUGUAUGAAGACAAGGAGGAAGGCGGAGGUGUGAGUCUCCGGAAUGUUGCUCCCUGCUGUUAAAGAACGGAAGAGUUCUGGGAUGACCGCAGGGAAGACAAAUUGCUGUGCUGUUUUUUCCUAUUUUACAUUCAUGUACACAGGCUUCUCCUAAUGACAUUGAAUGUGAUGGCCCUAAACUGUAGGGGCAGUGCAUUAACCAAGCACUGCGCUUUUCUCUACAAACAAUGCUGUCCCAUGCAGGCGUAUGGAAAAAGUACUUAAACUUAGGGACGUGUGUUUGUGCUUCAUGCAGAAAAAUGGUUGGACUCAUAAUCACUUGCUUGCUUAUGCUCUAUAAAAGAAGAAAAAAAAAAGGUACAGUCCACUUAGUAUACGACAGAGUACACACGUGCUACUUAAAAUUAUAAGGUGUUUGUUUAACUCGGAUAGCUACUGUUAUUGCUAUUUUUUGCAGCUGCUUUAGAGUGCAGGUGUUUGCACCUGUUCAUUGCAGGUUAUAUGAAAGGUGUCAGAGCAUGUUCUUCUCUCUUUCUUGCACUGGUUGCUGGAAUGACUUUGCCAGUGAUGCCACAUUUGUCUGUUGUUGCAGACAUUGUCUCAUGUUUGUCCAAAACCUAAACUGCCACAUCCUACUUGUCCUGCAGAUCUGAAUAAAAAAACAAGCUCUGAGCUCCGUGAUGUCUGUCUACAUAAUUGUAGCUCAAAGUUGUCAUUUGAUGUGUAUAACAUGAGAUUGUCCUGAACUGUGUAAAAUGUAUAACAUUAUCUUAUUCUGAGCUCAAGAACUUUCAAUUUCUGCGGUUACAGUUUGUCUAUAUGAUCUUCAGGCAUGCUUAUAGAAACAAAUGUGAGCAGGAAUUGCAAAAUACAUUCAAAUUAAUAUUGAUAAAAUAUAACAAUGCUUUUAAAAAUCAUAUAGACUUGCAUAAGUAUGCACUAUGUAUUUAGAAUUGAUUCCCAUAAAAGAACAACCAUUUAUGAAUAAAGUAUUUCUGAAUGUAAA